Molecule: messenger RNA, 798 nt
Organism: Pleurotus ostreatus (oyster mushroom)
Lineage: Eukaryota; Fungi; Basidiomycota; Agaricomycetes; Agaricales; Pleurotaceae
Exons: 3
Coding region: 1-798 (265 amino acids)
Source: RefSeq, a predicted model, not a curated record
AUGUCGACAACCACCUCCAUCUUCACCCUCCAACAAUCUCCCGCUCCCGACAACUCCUCGCAGCAGGUUUUCACUGUCGCUCUAAAACCCGCACCUGUGCCCGGCCACACCCAUGUUCAUUCUGCCACGAACGACACAGAGCCUGCGGCCCGCGACCCUCAUAGUUUCCCCACUUUCGACUCGACGACUCUCACCGAUCUCACCCAGCCCAUCCUCUACCUCCCGCCCCUUCUCUCCUCGCUCCCCGAACGCUUUCCCCCCGCACCGGCCCCCAAUGCCGAGUACCCGCCCCUCGUAACGGAGACGCGGUUACCCGACAUCGACCCGGCGUCGCUCUCCCUGCACAAAGCAUUGCAUCAUUUUAAGCCGCUGAAUGGGGACUAUGCUGCGCUGCCGUAUGAGGAGGCGUUCAACUGGGCAGAGCUUGAACUCCCUGAAGACGACGAGAGGGAGUGGUACUGUGUCGUAUUCAGGAGUAAACGCAAAGCAGGGAGCGACAGUGGACCUCUGUACGAAGCAGACAGAAAAGCCCAUGACGAAGCAGUUCGAAACGGUGGUUUAAUCAUGUACUGGUACGGCAUCCCCGACCAAAAAACGGGGAUGAACCUCGCCACCUGCAUCUGGCAGAGCCGAAAACACGCCAGCGCGGCGAACUCACGGCCGCACCACGCCGAAGCGAUGAAACUCGCCGCCUCCUCGUACGAAGUGUACGACUUGGAGCGCCACGUCCUGCGCAAAGCCCCCGGCGAGCAGUGUGUCUUGAUAGAGCCUUACCGUGGCGGCGACGUUGGCUGGUGA